GGGUGUAAGCAGUUUCAGACGAACAGGCUCCACUUAACCAAAACAAUGUUUGCAGAUUUGGACUAUGAUAUCGAGGAAGAUAAGCUGGGGAUCCCCACUGUACCUGGGACAGUGACCCUGAAGAAGGACUCGCAGAACCUGAUCGGGAUCAGCAUUGGGGGAGGAGCUCAGUACUGCCCCUGUCUCUACAUUGUCCAGGUGUUCGAUAACACUCCAGCAGCCGUAGAUGGCACCGUGGCAGCUGGUGACGAAAUCACAGGAGUGAAUGGGAAAUCCGUCAAAGGGAAGACCAAGGUGGAGGUGGCCAAGAUGAUACAGAUGGUAAAGGGAGAAGUGACGAUACACUACAACAAGCUGCAGGCCGACCCGAAGCAGGGCAAGUCUCUGGAUAUCGUGUUGAAGAAGGUAAAGCAUCGACUGGUAGAGAACAUGAGCUCGGGGACAGCGGAUGCCCUGGGGUUGAGCCGAGCCAUACUGUGCAAUGAUGGACUGGUGAAGAGAUUAGAGGAGCUGGAGAGGACUGCAGAGUUAUACAAAGGCUUGACAGAGCACACCAAGAGUCUUCUCAGGGCCUUCUUUGAGCUAUCCCAGACACACAGAGCAUUUGGAGACGUUUUCUCUGUCAUUGGUGUACGGGAGCCACAACCAGCCGCCAGUGAAGCCUUUGUGAAAUUUGCUGAUGCCCAUCGCAACAUUGAGAAGUUUGGGAUUCACCUUCUGAAAACAAUUAAGCCGAUGCUCACUGACUUGAAUACGUAUCUGAAUAAAGCCAUCCCUGACACAAGGCUGACUAUCAAAAAAUACCUGGACGUCAAGUUUGAGUAUUUGUCUUACUGCCUGAAGGUCAAAGAGAUGGAUGAUGAAGAGUACAGCUGCAUUGCUCUGGGUGAACCCCUCUACCGGGUCAGCACUGGGAACUAUGAAUACCGCCUUAUCCUACGUUGCCGGCAGGAGGCUCGCACACGCUUUGCCAAAAUGAGGAAGGACGUGCUAGAGAAAAUAGAGCUCCUGGACCAGAAACACGUGCAAGACAUCGUGUUCCAGCUCCAGCGUUUCGUCUCCACGAUGUCCAAGUACUACGACGACUGCUAUGCCGUGCUCCGAGAUGCAGAUGUCUUUCCCAUUGAGGUGGACCUUGCUCGCACUACUCUCAACUAUGGGCAGAAGGACGUGUACACGGAUGGGACAGAAGAAGAAGAAGGAGGAAGCGAGAGAGAGGGUAGCGGGAAGGAGGACGCAAAUGGUGAAAAGCUCAUUGAUGAUGCCUGAGCGUGCCAGCACGGCCGGAGGAGAGACUUUGCAGACUGUUAUAAAAUCGUGUAUUUCACAUGGCG
Messenger RNA from Leptosomus discolor (cuckoo roller), 1334 nucleotides. NCBI's taxonomy places the organism in Eukaryota, Metazoa, Chordata, Aves, Leptosomiformes, Leptosomidae. The record is from RefSeq and is a predicted model, not a curated record.